This is a messenger RNA of Prinia subflava (tawny-flanked prinia), 3383 nucleotides long. It is a transcript of the gene CAPRIN1, whose product is annotated as cell cycle associated protein 1. Bases 166 to 2172 code for a protein of 668 amino acids. Gene Ontology annotation, molecular function: RNA binding. The record is from RefSeq and is a predicted model, not a curated record. The transcript has 18 exons. Gene Ontology annotation, cellular component: cytoplasm. Lineage: Eukaryota; Metazoa; Chordata; Aves; Passeriformes; Cisticolidae.
CGCGCCGGCGUGCGCGCCGCCGCUCCCUCCCUGCCUCUCUCUCUCUCUCCCGUGGUAGCAGGAGCAGCGCGGGCGGCGGGGCUGGAGCGUGGCUGAGGCGGCCAUUCGCACAGAGCGAGAGAGAGCGCAGCGUGUCCCCUCCCCGGGCUCAGUCGCGCACAGGAGAUGCCCUCGGCUACCAACAGCACCAUGGCGAGCAGCACCACCGGCACCAGCACCGGCAAAGCGGGACCGGGCGGCGAGGCCGCCCCGGCGGCGGCGGCCCCGCAGGCGGCGGCGGGUGUGAACAUCACCACGGUGCAAACCGAGGCCAUGAAGCAGAUCCUGGGGGUGAUCGACAAGAAGCUGCGCAACCUGGAGAAGAAGAAGAGCAAACUUGAUGAUUACCAGGAACGAAUGAACAAAGGAGAACGCCUGAAUCAAGAUCAACUGGAUGCAGUGUCAAAAUACCAGGAAGUGACAAAUAAUCUGGAAUUUGCUAAGGAACUGCAGAGGAGUUUCAUGGCUCUGAGCCAAGAUAUCCAGAAAACAAUAAAGAAGACAGCCCGUAGGGAGCAGCUGAUGCGAGAGGAGGCUGAGCAGAAGCGUUUGAAGACCGUGCUGGAGCUGCAGUUCAUUCUGGAGAAGCUGGGGGACGAUGAGGUGCGCAGCGACCUCAAGCAGGGAUCCAACGGGGUGCCAGUGCUGACAGAGGAGGAGCUGACCAUGCUGGAUGAGUUCUACAAGCUGGUUUACCCUGAACGAGACAUGAAUGUGAGGUUGAACGAGCAGUAUGAGCAAGCAUCUGUUCACCUGUGGGACCUACUGGAAGGGAAGGAAAAACCAGUUUGUGGAACAACCUAUAAAGCACUGAAGGAGGUUGUUGAACGAAUUCUUCAGACCAGUUACUUUGACAGCACCCACAACCACCAGAAUGGGCUGUGUGAGGAAGAGGAGGCAGCACCUGCACCUGCAGUCGAAGACACUGCAGCAGAGGCUGAACCUGAUCCAGCAGAAGAAUUCACUGAACCAGCUGAAGUUGAAUCAACUGAGUAUGUAAACAGACAAUUCAUGGCAGAGACUCAGUUCAGCAGUAGUGAGAAGGAACAGGUAGAUGAGUGGACAGUUGAAACGGUUGAGGUUGUAAAUUCCCUGCAGCAACAGACACAGGCGACGUCUCCUCCCGUCCCGGAACCUCACGCGCUCACUGCUGUGGCUCAGGCAGACCCCCUGGUCAGGAGACAGCGAGUACAGGACCUCAUGGCACAGAUGCAGGGCCCCUACAACUUCAUGCAGGACUCGAUGCUGGAAUUUGAGAACCAAACGCUUGAUCCUGCCAUUGUAUCUGCACAGCCCAUGAACCCAGCCCAGAGUUUGGACAUGCCCCAAAUGGUUUGCCCUCCAGUUCAUGCUGAGUCAAGACUCGCCCAGCCUACCCAAGUUCCUGUGCAACCAGAAGCCACACAGGCUUCCAUGUCCCUGAAUGCAGACCAGACCCCAUCCUCAUCAUCACUUCCCACUGCAUCCCAGCCCCAGGUGUUCCAGGCUGGCUCCAGCAAGCCUUUGCACAGCAGCGGAAUCAACGUCAACGCAGCUCCAUUCCAAUCCAUGCAGACAGUAUUCAACAUGAAUGCACCUGUUCCUCCUGUGAAUGAGCCAGAAACCCUUAAGCAACAAAACCAGUACCAGGCCAGUUACAACCAGAGUUUCUCCAAUCAGCCUCACCAAGUAGAACAAUCAGAUCUCCAGCAAGAACAACUCCAGACAGUGGUUGGUACCUACCACGGCUCCCCGGACCAGAGUCACCCGGUGGCAGGAAACCACCAGCAGGCUCCUCAGCAGAGCUCUGGGUUCCCCAGGAACAGCCAGCCUUACUACAACAGCCGGGGGGUGUCCCGGGGGGGAUCCCGCGGGGCCCGCGGCCUCAUGAACGGCUACAGGGGCCCGGCCAACGGCUUCAGAGGGGGAUACGAUGGCUACCGUCCUUCCUUCUCCAACACUCCAAACAGUGGCUACACACAGCCCCAGUUCAAUGCUCCCCGGGAUUACUCAAACUACCAGAGGGACGGAUAUCAACAAAAUUUCAAACGUGGCUCUGGACAAAGUGGACCUCGGGGAGCUCCUAGAGGUCGUGGAGGGCCCCCCAGACCAAACAGAGGGAUGCCUCAGAUGAACGCUCAGCAAGUGAAUUAAACACAUUCACAGGAUUGCCCUCAACGCCAAAAACAUGCUGGCCAGUGUACAAUACAUGUUACCAGAAGAGUUACUAUCUAUUUGUUCUCCCUUACAGGAAGUUUGUUGUAAAGGGACUAUUUUCAUUACCCAUAAUGACAGGACUACAGUUGCCAGCUUUAUAUUCCCUGGAUAUUGAAAGGAACGAAACAACGUUUACUCUGCAUGUUCUGUCCUAAGCAUCAUCUUGAGCCUUGCACAUGAGAUUCAGAUUCCUCACCCUUGCUAAGAAUAAAGCAAAAAAAAAGGCAAUUUUCAGGGUGAUCCAAUCUCCAUGGUUAACUGAAGUGUCAGGAAAAAGCAAAUACUCACUUCUGACAUUUAAAAGCGAUUUAACAAAAUUCAGAUGAAAUCUGCAAAUCCGUAAAGAUUUACUGUGGCGGCAGUUGACAAAACUUAAAUGUUCCCAUGAAAGGAAGGAAAAGGUGAAGUGUGGCUUGGUAGAACAGCUGCACUUCAGCUUUUUCUUCUUAAAUCAAAGCACUGAGCAGUUGAAGAUGUGUAGUGAUGCAAUUGCCCUGAAUAGACAGGUGGGCUUAGAGGCAGUUUGUGACAAAGAAGAGGCCCCCUUAGCUGCAGCACUCCUCAUCACCAGUGCCCUGAUUCCUGUGGCUAAGGAGUUAAGAGCGCUUGCAUAACUGCUAAUGUAACUGUGUAAUUUUUUUUUUUAGGAGAAAAGGCGAAAAAAAAAAAAAGGCUUUGAUUUGGCACUUGGACAAAAUUUUGCAACGAAUCCUGAGCUAUAAUCUGGAUGGCCACUGUAUAUUUGAUGUGAAGUAUUUAGAUAUCUCUUUGAAACACUUUUAAGUUUCUUUGAUAGCAAUGACUUUUGUAAGGAUUGGUAUUCUCUAUCAUUCCUUAUGACUUGCACAUUGUCUGUCACUAAUACUUGACCUUGCUGUAUUAUCACCUAAAUAACUGAUGCCGGUACUGAUGGAAAUCCCUCCUGGAUAAUCAUAACACUUUUGGUCACAUGUCCUUUUGUCUUUCCUGCAGCCUUGAAGGUUUUAAGAAAUCUCAAAUGCCCGCUGCUGCUGCCCUUCCAGUUGCUAUCUUUUGAAAAGCACCAGUCUGUGUUUGAGUUGAUUUCCCCUUUUCAGGGAAAUGACAGCCAGCAGUUACAGUUCUAAUGGUAUAAGCAAGAUAAAUAAAACAUGUUUAUAAAAAUUGUA